Messenger RNA from Oxyura jamaicensis (ruddy duck), 2501 nucleotides. RefSeq names its product myosin light chain kinase 2 (gene MYLK2). Gene Ontology annotation, cellular component: cytoplasm; nucleus. The record is from RefSeq and is a predicted model, not a curated record. Gene Ontology annotation, biological process: intracellular signal transduction; positive regulation of apoptotic process; protein phosphorylation. Gene Ontology annotation, molecular function: ATP binding; myosin light chain kinase activity. Bases 159 to 2360 code for a protein of 733 amino acids. The transcript has 15 exons. NCBI's taxonomy places the organism in Eukaryota, Metazoa, Chordata, Aves, Anseriformes, Anatidae.
GCUCCUGCUGGUGUAAAGGAUACUCCUCUCUCCCUGCACUAAUCCAGCUCUGUUACACCCAGUAUAGAAGGGGCUGCUCCGGCCAGGCGCUGCCACAGCGUCGAUGCUGCUCUCCUGACUGCCCUCUGCCCCGGGGACCCCAGGAGCCUCGCCGACCCAUGGAGCAGGACGGCGUGGCGGGCAGCACGGCCGAUGCCGGGGGGGCUGGGAGCAUGGCUCCCCCCGCAGCAGAGGCCAGCACAACCCCUCCUGCUGCCCCCCAGGACACAGAGCCCACAGCCCAGGCUCAGGGUGCAGGGAGGGGAGAGCCCCCCGAGGAGAAGGCUGAGGCUGCAGCAGAGCCCCAGGCAGGGAAUGCAGCACAGCCUGCCCAGGAGAAGGGCCCGGCUGCAGCAGGGGCUCAGGAUGGAGGCGAGGAAGAGCCCACAAAGGAGAAAGCCACGGGCGUUCCAGAGGGUGGAGGAAAAGCAGAGCCCACAAAGGAGAAGGCCCCAGCUGCGGCAAAGGCUCAGGAUGGGGAGAAGACAGCAGAAAAGGUGGAGAAAGCCCCAGCUGCAAAGACGACUCAGGAUGGGGGCAAAGAAGCUCCUGCGAAGGAGAAAGCCACAGCCGCUCCUGCAAAGGCUCAGGGUGGAGGGGAGGAAGCUGCACAGGUGGAAAAAACCACAGCUGGAGGCAAAGAAGAGCCUCCAAAGGAAGAAGCCACGGCUGCUGCGAAGGAAGAAGCCACGGCUGCUGCAAAGGAGGAAGCCACAGCAGCUGCUGCAGAGGCUCCGGAUGGAGAGAAGAAAGACACCAAGGGGGAAAAGGCCCCAGCGGCAGCAACGGCUGAGGAUGGGGGCGAGGAGCCCACGAAGGAGGAGGCCCCGGCCGCUGCAGAGGCUCAGGCUGAAGGGGAGGAAGCAGCCGGUGCGGAGGAGACGAGCAAGCAGCAGCCACCGAGGGGCCCCGAGCCCGCGCGCCCGGCUCUGCUGCAGAGCCUGAGCUGCCCGGCCGCCUGCCAAAGGGAGGAGCGGCCCGGGGCGGAGGUGGCCGCGAUGGAGAUGAUUCCGGAGGAGAGCGCGCUGGCACCAGCAACAGAAGGUUUGGUGGAGCCCACCCCGGCCCAGGAGGACCUGCGGCCCCCUGAGCAGCCUGACCCCGCGGGCAGCACUGGCAUCCCGCAGGAGAGGACAUUGCCCGGUGCCGCAGGGCAGCCCCAGCCCGCUUCAGAGCCUCCCGGGGACGCAGAGCAGCCUGGCCCCGGUGCCGCAGGGCAGCCGUCCUCGACGGAGGCAGAGCCACCCCCCAGCCCCUACCUCACCCCCGAUUUUGGGAAGGAAGACCCUUUUGAGAUACUGGACGACGUCCCCCCGCCGCCCGCGCCCUUCGCGCACCGCAUCGUCACGCUGCGGUCGGCCAGCGUCAGCUCCCAGUUCAACCUCAGCUCCAAGGAGAUCCUGGGGGGGGGCAAGUUCGGUGAGGUCCACACGUGCACCGAGAAGCAGACGGGGCUCAAGCUGGCUGCCAAAGUCAUCAAGAAGCAGGGCGCCAAGGACAAGGAGAUGGUGCUGCUGGAGAUCGACGUGAUGAACCAGCUGAACCACCGGAACCUCAUCCAGCUCUACGACGCCAUCGAGACGCCCCGGGAGAUCAUCCUCUUCAUGGAGUUCAUUGAGGGCGGCGAGCUCUUCGAGCGGAUCGUCGACGACGACUACCACCUGACGGAGGUGGACUGCAUGGUGUUCGUCCGGCAGAUCUGCGAGGGCAUCCGCUUCAUGCACCACAUGCGCGUCCUCCACCUCGACCUCAAGCCCGAGAACAUCCUCUGCGUCGCUGCCACCGGGCACAUGGUGAAGAUCAUCGACUUCGGGCUGGCUCGAAGGUACAACCCCCAGGAGAAGCUGAAAGUGAACUUUGGCACCCCCGAGUUCCUCUCCCCCGAGGUGGUCAACUACGAGCAGGUCUCCUACUCCACGGACAUGUGGAGCAUGGGCGUCAUCACCUACAUGCUCCUCAGCGGCCUCUCCCCCUUCUUGGGCGACAACGACACCGAGACGCUGAACAACGUCCUGGCUGCCAACUGGUACUUCGACGAGGAGACCUUCGAGAGCGUCUCCGACGAGGCCAAGGACUUCGUCUCAAACCUCAUCAUCAAAGAGAAAAGCGGCCGGAUGAGCGCAGGGCAGUGCCUGCAGCAUCCCUGGCUCAACAACCUGGCAGAGAAGGCGAAGCGCUGCAACCGCCGCCUCAAGUCCCAGGUGCUGCUCAAGAAAUACGUCAUGCGGCGGCGCUGGAAGAAAAACUUCAUUGGGGUGUGUGCUGCCAACCGGUUCAAGAAGAUCACCAGCUCGGGGUCGCUGACGGCGCUGGGCGUCUGAGCGUGGGCUGGGGGCUGAGCACCGUGAGCCCAGAGGAACCGCUCGGAGAGGGGGCUCGGGGGCUGCCGACCCCCAUCCCGGGGCCGUGCCGGGGCCUCACCCCUGGACAGGAGCAGGAUCUGGGCAGGGGCAGCCCCAGCU